Messenger RNA from Penicillium longicatenatum, 1083 nucleotides. Its product is annotated as Dehydrogenase multihelical. NCBI's taxonomy places the organism in Eukaryota, Fungi, Ascomycota, Eurotiomycetes, Eurotiales, Aspergillaceae. The record is from RefSeq and is a predicted model, not a curated record. Gene Ontology annotation, biological process: L-valine catabolic process. The transcript has 3 exons. Gene Ontology annotation, molecular function: NAD binding; NADP binding; 3-hydroxyisobutyrate dehydrogenase activity. Gene Ontology annotation, cellular component: mitochondrion. The coding region runs from base 1 to 1083 and encodes 360 amino acids.
AUGCAUAUCCGACUUGCUUCUGCUAUUCCGCGCACAGUCGGGAUUCGUCACUGGCCGCCCACUAGCCACGGCCAGUUCAGCUCGGCCCGACCAUUUUCAACCACACAACACCGCGACGCAACAUGGGGCUUUAUUGGUUUGGGACAAAUGGGCUAUAACAUGGCCAAGAACCUACGCGCCAAGAUCCCCGCAUCCGACACUUUAAUCGUGCGAGACGUGAAUGAAGCAGCCACUGAACGCUUUGUAAAGGAAGCACAGGAGAUCGCACAAAACAGCGGAGCCGGGGCCGACGAGUACAAAGUGGAGAUUGCCACAGAUGCGCGAGAAAUCGCAGAGAAGUCGAGCGUGGUUAUCAGCAGCCUCCCUGAGCCCCAGCACUUAAUCGAUGUGUUUCAUUCUAUUCUAAAGCCUGGCAAACUCCCGGCCCUGGAGCAGGAACGCCUAUUCAUCGAUACCUCGACUGUCGAUCCUGUCACGUCCAAGGAGAUUGCGAAUGCUAUUCACUCCACCCAGACCGAUCGAUUUGUGGAUGCUCCUGUCUCUGGCGGUGUGGUUGGUGCCAAGGCUGGUACUCUGUGCUUUAUGUUUGGAGCGUCACAGACGGACGACUCAGUGGAGUUCCUUGACCGGAUUAAAGGUGUCUUAUCAUUCAUGGGCAAUAGGAUGUGGCACCUCGGCGAACCUGGGUCUGGGGUUUCAGGAAAACUCGCCAACAACUACAUUCUGGCCAUCAAUAACAUUGCUACCGCUGAAGCGAUGAACCUUGGCGUACGUUGGGGCUUGGACCCCAAGGCGCUAGCAGACAUGAUCAACUCUUCUACUGGGAGAUGCUGGCCCUCCGAGGUUAACAACCCGGUACCUGGAGUAGUUGAGACUGCACCUGCAUCCCGUGAUUACAACGGGGGAUUUGGGGUGGCGUUGAUGCAUAAGGACCUGCGACUGGCCCUGACGGCCGCAGAGAAGUCGGGUACUCCUCUGGUUCUGGGUGAUCAUGCUCGUGAAGUCUAUAAUGCCGUUGAGGCAGCUCACCGAGGUAAAGACUUCUCGGUCGUUUACCAGUGGUUACAACAAAAAUCUUCAUAG